This is a messenger RNA of Amborella trichopoda, 1713 nucleotides long. RefSeq names its product Formyl transferase. NCBI's taxonomy places the organism in Eukaryota, Viridiplantae, Streptophyta, Magnoliopsida, Amborellales, Amborellaceae. The record is from RefSeq and is a predicted model, not a curated record. Gene Ontology annotation, molecular function: formyltetrahydrofolate deformylase activity. Gene Ontology annotation, biological process: 'de novo' IMP biosynthetic process.
UUUAUUUGGUUUUCGUGGAUCCAGGCUUUAUAGAAACUUCAUCCUUAAAAAAAAAGAAGAACUUAUUGUAACACACGUGCAAAUGGAGAGCGAUCUAUCGAAAAUUUGUGGAGGAAAACAUUACAGAAUUGCAAUAAAAUCUCUCGAAAUUUGAGAGAGAUAUCAUGUCCUGCAAAUAAGAAGUUCUAGAGAGAGAGAUCAUGUCCUGCCAAUAAGAAGUUGUAGAGGAAGAAGAGAUCAUGCGCCAAUUGCUGAUAAAGAGAUCAGGCCCGUAAGAAUGGAUGUGCUUAGAGAGAGAAAGAGAGAGUAGCGCUUAGAGAGAGAGAGAGAGUUUGCUUAGGAAGAGAGAGAGAGGUAAUUGUACGCGCAUAAAUCAACAUCACCCACUCAAUUCCUUUUUCGUGGUAGUCAUGGCCCCUAUGGCCACAACAUUCUGCUAAUUCUCUCUCUCGAUAAAAUCAGUAUUUUUUUAUAUGGGUUUUUACUCUGAGACACUAUAUGCAUAGAUUUUAGAAUCUCUCAAAACCAGUUAUUUGGUUUUAAGGUUCCAUUGCAAAUGGCCAUGGCCAGAGGAGUGCAAAAUCUCCUUCGAAAGAGAGGCAUUUACAGGAAUUUCCAUUCAUGGAAGAUCUCAGGAAACCAGCAGGAAGUUCCUCCUUGCACCAUCGAUGGCAUUCAUGUCUUUAGAUGUCCUGACCGAUUGGGGAUAGUUGCCAAGCUUUCAGAUUGCAUUGCUUCUCGAGGGGGUAAUAUACAAUGCAUUGAUGUAUUUGUCCCCGCGAAAAAGAAUGUCUUCUACUCUCGAAGUGAGUUUGUCUUUGAUCCUGCAAGAUGGCCACGAGCUUUAAUGGAUGAUGACUUCCGGGGCUUAUCCGAAAUGUUCAAUGCAGAAAAAUCCAUUGUGCGAGUCCCUGAUCAAGACCCAAAAUUUAAGAUUGCAGUUCUUGCUUCAAAACAGGACCAUUGUUUGGCUGAAGUGUUACAUGGAUGGCAAGAUGGAAAACUUCCAGUGGAUGUUAAUUGUGUGAUAAGCAACCAUGAGAGAACGCCAAACACCCAUGUUAUACGAUUCCUGGAAAGGAACAGCAUCCCUUAUUAUUGUCUACCUACAACUCCAGGAAACAAAAGGGAAGAUGAGAUAUUGGAGUUAGUUGCAGGUUCCGACUUCCUAGUGCUGGCUAGAUACAUGCAGAUUUUUUCAGGAAGGUUCCUUGAAUGCUAUGGUAAGGAUAUCAUCAAUAUACAUCAUGGUCUUCUCCCUUCAUUUAAGGGUGGGAAUCCAUCCAAACAGGCCUUUGAUGCUGGUGUCAAACUGAUUGGUGCAACCAGCCAUUUUGUAACAGAAGAGCUUGAUGCAGGUCCCAUCAUUGAACAAAUGGUGGAGCGUGUUUCACAUCGGGAUACUUUGCAGAGCUUUGUGCAGAAAUCAGAGAACUUGGAGAAGCAGUGCCUUAUGAAGGCAAUAAGAUCAUAUUGCGAGCUUCGCGUGCUAUGCUACGAAGGCGCAAAGACCGUUGUAUUUUGAUUUAUUUGUUUUCUCUUCAUCUGUUUACUAUUUUUCAUUUAUUUAAUGAAAAAGAGGCUGUACAUGUAUUUCGAUUUAUUUGUUUUCUCUUCAUCAGUUUGUGAUGUUUCUUUUUGUAUAAUGAAAAAGAGACUGCAAUAUGAACAUGAAAGCUUCUUUUCUAUUCAUUGCUGAUCUUUUUCGAGUUA